This is a messenger RNA of Arabis nemorensis, 246 nucleotides long. The record is from the annotation of a GenBank genome assembly. NCBI's taxonomy places the organism in Eukaryota, Viridiplantae, Streptophyta, Magnoliopsida, Brassicales, Brassicaceae.
AUGAAAGAGCUAGGCAGUGUGUUGCAGAUGCAGAGCGAACCAGUGCGGAUUCAGACAUCAAAGAACACAUUGGAUCUAAGAGGAAUGCGGGCAGAAGAAGCAAUUCACCAGCUAGACAUGGCCAUAUCAGGAAGAGACUCAGAUUCAAUCCUCUUUAUCAUUCAUGGAAUGUGGACGGGCGUUAUAAAGGAGCUAGUGCUUGAGAGGUUAAGGAAGCACAGUGGUGUUUCGAGUAAAAAGGAUUAA